Molecule: messenger RNA, 1725 nt
Organism: Saprolegnia parasitica CBS 223.65
Lineage: Eukaryota; Oomycota; Saprolegniomycetes; Saprolegniales; Saprolegniaceae
Exons: 11
Coding region: 1-1665 (554 amino acids)
Biological process (GO): lipid metabolic process
Cellular component (GO): cytoplasm
Source: RefSeq, a predicted model, not a curated record
AUGAGGCUGCAUACGCGCAACCAGUCGGACGUGGCGUGCAAGCUACGCGCGGGCGACGGCAUCUCGGCGAUCACGGAGCUCGCGCCAGGCCUCGUCACGGGUCCGCUCUCGGUCGUAUGGCGACACGUCAUCGAGACGCUCACCGGUCAUUUCGACAUGGGACCACACCAGCUUAUGGUCGCCGCAUACGACUGGCGCCUCCCGCCGUCCAUGCUGCAGGAGCGCGACCACUUUUUCUACACCAUGCUCAAGCGCAUCGAGGACGCAGUGCACUUGCAUCAAAGCCGAGGCGUCGUCAUCAUCGCACACUCGCUUGGCAACAACGUCUUGCGCUACUUUCUUGCGUGGGUCAAACACCACAUCCACUUGACCGACGACGUCCACGAGGCGUGGGUUCGACGCCACAUUGCCGCCUACUUUGCGCUCGGCACGCCGUUUCUCGGGAGCUCCGAGCCGCUCGAAUGCCUUGUCACGGGGCUCUCGGUGAAAAUGCCGCUGUCACUCGACACGUAUCGUCGCCUGCAAACCUCGCACGGCUCGACCCAGUGGAUCCUGCCGAUUCCACGCACGCUGCACGACGACCCGACCGACGCGCAGGCGCAACAAGCCUUUGCUUCGGUGACGUUCCCUGGCGAGGCUGGCACCACCGUCACGCGCAGCUUCUCCAUGCGCGAGCUCACCAACGGCACGUUCCAUCGCGCCAUGGCAGCGCGCGAUCCGACGUUCGAGGACCUCGAAUACGUGCGGGAGCGGUACUAUGCGCAGGAUCCCGUGCUCAACGUGCACACGCCAUGGACGCGACCGCCCAUCGAAUCGAUCUACGUCAUUUACGGUACAGGCAAAAAGGUGCGCCAUCGGUAUACGUAUACCGAGCGCGAGCGCGGGGCAUGGACGCUGAACGAGCUCUUCACCGAGACGCCGGACGCGGCGACGUGCAACAAGACGGGCGACGGCACCGUGUCCUACUACUCCCUCUCGUGGGGUCACACGUGGCUCGGCGCCGACGGCGACAGCGUCACAAUGACGCGCGCGCCGCAAGCGCCGUACUUUUCCCGCCAAGACAUUGCGCAAACGAAAGCCACGCGCGUCAAGUACGCAGAGUACCAAGGCGGCCUCCAAUGCAAGUCGUCCGAGUCGCCGUCGCUGGCGUCGGCCGAGACGCAAGCCAUGCAAAUGCACUACAACAGCGGGUUUCUCUCCGACCUCUGGAGCUCGGCGAGCGACGAGCCGCGGAUUCAUUUUUUCGAACACUCGGGCGUCUCGCCGUCAGGUCGUUCUCUCCACACGAGCGUGUGGGAGUUUGACCUGAUCCAACACCGUGAAAUGUUGUCCGAACCAGCGUUUUUGCGGGAACUCAAAUUUGAGCUGCACAACGUGUUUGACGGCAAGGCCCACACGGACAAGGCAUUUCGACCGCCGAGCCACGACGCAGACUGCUACUGGAACUACCGCCAAGCCCGCUGCGAAUUUACCGACUAUUGUCAGUACGACUACAAAUUCGGGGACGUCACGUUGGACCAGUCGUGCCGCGUGAAAACACCCGUUCGGCUCGCACCCCACGCUAAUAGUGUUGUGCUGCCGACAAGCGUGGACCAGUGCGACGCGGCUUUCCCGCACGUUGUCGCCAAGCGAUGCUUAGAAACCCACGACGAGACAUCUUCGUAAUGACCAAUGUAGCCACCUCGCUACGCCAUCAAAUAUAUAUGUGUAUAUAUAUGUAUACUG